Molecule: messenger RNA, 791 nt
Organism: Phaeodactylum tricornutum CCAP 1055/1
Lineage: Eukaryota; Bacillariophyta; Bacillariophyceae; Surirellales; Neidiaceae
Exons: 1
Coding region: 1-639 (212 amino acids)
Source: RefSeq, a predicted model, not a curated record
AUGAAUUGGCGAGCAGCAUCAUCGGCCUCCUUGCGAAAUGCCAAACAAGAACUCGUGCGACUGCUGUUCGGAGCGAGGUACACGCGGGUAGGCCGGUACGAACAUCGUAGGCUCGACUAUGCCGUAUAUUGCUAUACAGACUUGCGAACCGCAUUCUUGCAGCGCGCACAGGUGCUGCAUCCCGACAAAUUACAGUGCUCCCACAAACAUGCUCGGGGGCGCGAGGCAUCAAAAAAAGAGUUUGUUGCUCUCAUGGAAGCUUGGAAUCGAUACGACGAGAUCGCUAAAACGGUGAAAGGCGUAGGAAGCUCAGAAACAUCCGCGAACUUCACCAUGUUUGGUGUGGGAUGCUCAUUUUCUGACAAUGACGAUGAGCGAUUAUUACGUGAGAAAAUUAUGGACCAAGCCUGUCGAGGGUGGUUUUCGUCGGGCCCCUUGGGAGUCGGCGGAUGCGAAACGGACCAAACGGCCCGGAAAGAUUUACGUGUAGAGCACACCAUCUCCUUUAUUACUGAUGAUGACUUUGUCGAGGAGGUAAAGGAAAAUGCGUUCCGAGAAAAUUCAGUGAAGCCCUCCUCCAUCCGAUCAAUGAAGCACCUAGUAGGGAAAUUUUAUCCUGGUGCUAUCAAUUCAAAGUAAACUGUUUCUACUGUUAAGAGUUUCUUGUCGAAACAAAUGCUGAUCCGAAGGAUCAUUUCCUACAGCAGGUAGGUAGUGCAAAAUGAAAUGAAUCCUUCCCUUUGUCUUAAAUGAAUCCUAGAUUCUAAUGUAGUGAAAAGUAGGUUACCAUU